Molecule: messenger RNA, 10227 nt
Organism: Closterium sp. Naga37s-1
Lineage: Eukaryota; Viridiplantae; Streptophyta; Zygnematophyceae; Desmidiales; Closteriaceae
Source: the annotation of a GenBank genome assembly
AUGCGGGCCCUUCGCUCGGUAUUCCUCUACUACUGUUACCGAACCUCGGACCUUUGCCGAACCUCCGCACAAGCCACGCCUCCCAAGAGUGACGCCCUUGAAACAGCAGGUGUGCGGAGCGGUGAGGGAGGGGUAAAGGGAGGUGCGAAUUGGUCUAUUGCGGUGGUGGGGAGAUUCACUAGAAAAGCAAUGGUAGAGGCGAUUAUGGCAGGGGUUGCAGGGGGAAUGGAUGUUACCUCUCGCUCUGCCUUUGCAAACAGAUUAGCUGGCGUUUUGGCGUCUGAAGGUGGGGGAAAAGAUGAGGUGGCAUGCCGUGCCACGUCAGAGCAGCUGCUGAGCUGUUUCGCUGACGUGGCGAGCGGGCAUUGGAAGCCGUGGGAAGCUGCUCUGCCUGGACUGGCUGAUGCUGAUGCUGCUGUUGGGGGGUGCUUUGGGGAUGAGGAAGGGGAGGAGGGAGAGGAGGAAAGUGUGGAGGAAGAGGAGAGGAGCAUGAGUUACAGAAGGAGUAGAUCUGUGUCUGGUCGGAGCAAUGGCAGUAUGGGUGUUACAAAGCAGGGUGGUAGACAGGCGAAGGGUGCAGCAGGGAAGGCAGGAGGAGAAGGAAGGGGAGGAUCAGGAGGGGUACGAGGAGCAGGAGGAGCAGGAGCAGCAACAGGAGCAGCAGGUGCAGGAGUAGCGGCAGGAGCAGGAGGGGGAGCAGUAGACUCAACGACUGUUAUCCCCACAGCAGAGACAGAACGGUUGGGUGCGCACUGCCGCUACGUCAAGCUCCCUGCUGGUGGUGCUCGUGGUGCUGGUGUUGGUGUUGGUGGUGCUUCUGGUGCUGCUGCUGCUGCUGCUGGUGUUGGUGUUGGUGCUGCUGGUGGGUCACACGAAACAGCAGCAGCAGCAGCAGCAGCAGCAGCAUCAGCAUCAGCAUCAGCAGUGGCAGCAGCAGCCGCCACUUCCAGUGUUAACUGGGCGCUGGAGCCUAAGGACCCAGUACCAGCGGACGGCCGUCUGCUGCUAUUGUUAGAUGAGGUGAAUCUCCCCGCCCCUGACGCUUUUGGCACCAUCCGCAUGGCCGGCCUGCUUCGGCAGCUAGCGGAGCCGCAGCUGAUUCCGCAGGCGGCGGGCGGGGUGGGCGGCGGUAGUGGGGAAAGCAGCAGGAAUGGCGAUACGCACGGCAGCAGCAGCAAUAACGUUGGCAGUGGUGGUGGUGGUGGUGCUAGCAGUGGUAGUAGCAGCAGCAGUGGAGGGAGCGGUGGGUAUGCCUAUGGGUUCUGGCACCCCAAGAGGCGCGUUUGGGUGCAACUGAGGCGGGUGUCAUUUGCAGCCACUUGCAAUCCGGCUUCAGACGUGGGCAGGCAUGAACUGCCUGUCCGCCUGACCAGGCAUCUCACUGUUGCUCAUGUUCCGUUUCCGUCCGGCGCGGCUCUUACGACAAUAUACAGCACGUUUAUAAGGGGGAUAUUGGCCCGGUACUGGCCUGGGGUGGCAGUGGAGGCGCGGGGGAAUCCUCAGGUGGUUUCUCAGGUGGAUUCUCAGGUGGUUUCUCAGGUGGGCGCGUGCCUGGCAGCGGCGAUGGUGGAGGUGUAUGAGGAGUGUGGGGUGAGGUUCACUCGGGCAGUGCAGCAGCACUACGUGUGCAGUCCUAGGGAGCUUACCAGAUGGACUAGAGGCAUCCGAUUCGCCCUGGUGCAUGGGCAGAAAGGGGUUAAGAGGGGUGGAAAAGGAGACGGGGACGAGAGGGGGGAGAAGGGGGCGGUUGAGAGGGGUGAAAAGGGUGGAGUGAGUGGGAAGAGUGGUAAGGGGCGUAUGGGUGCUGGUGGUGCGAGAUUGGGUGGUGGUGUGGGGCUGGUUGGAGCAACAAGUGCACAUACAGGCGUUGGCGGUGCUGCUGUCAUCGGUGGUGAUGGGGAGGGCAACUGGGCGGCAAGGCUUGUCCUGACAUGGCUGCAUGAGGGGAUGCGCAUCUGGUAUGAUAGGCUGGUGAGGGAGGAGGAGAGGGAGUGGACGGCGAAGCUGCUGCUGCGGGUGGCAACAGAAAAGAUACUCCCGAUGCUCGUGCCUCUUGUAGGGAACACUCUUGUAACGAGUACAGGGAAUCCUGUAGCUGUUGCUGAUGGUGUUUCUGAUGGUGUUCCUGCUGUGCCUUUCUCGCUACCUGCCGACCCGAGCCGGUUGGUGUUUUCGUCGCUUCUGACGGGGCGGUACGAGCCGUGCGCGGUGAACCACCUGAAAAAGCACCUGAAGUGGGCCCUGACAGGGGAGGCCCCGGAUGCCGCAGGAGGGGCAGGUGCCGGCCAGGUGAAACCAGGUGUUUCUUCAGGUGCUGGGGCAGCAGAAAAGGCCGGGGACAGGAGAGGAGGAGCAGGAAAGCGGGCGUCAAGCAGCAGGGCAGGGGAGGUGGAGGAGGAAAUGGGGAGGAAGGUUUUGGAAGAAUCAGAAGAACUGGGGAUGGAGAAGGGGGAGGAGGAUGCAGGGGAGGUGCAAGCAGGGGAGGUGGUAUUGACUGAUGAGUUUGUGUGUGCGGUGGUGAGGGCGGCAUCGGUGCUGCAGCAGCCCAUGGGGCAUUUGCUGCUGCUGGGUCCUCCUGCAACUGGGAAAUCGACCGUUGCCAGAUCCGCAAUCGCUGCGACGGGAUUGGUGGAGGUGCGGGUGGCGCUACACGCGGGAUUCGAGGAGCGCGAGCUGGACGGCCCGCUGGAGGAGGCGCUGCGGGCGGCGGGGUGCGACGGGCGGCGCGUUUGUCUUGUUCUGGAGGAGGCGCAUCUGGUGGAGAGCGCUGUUUUGGAAAGGCUCAACUCGCUUCUCACAGGGGGGGAUGUUCUCGGGCUGUUCGGAGCAGAGAAGCAGCAGGAGCUGCUUGAAUCCCUUCGCGUGGCUUCUGAGCCUGAGGAGGAGGUGUGGGCGGGGUUCAGGAGGAGGAUUCAAGGCAACCUGCACGUGGUGCUGACGAUGACCAGCCAGGGCAGCGCUCACAUGCGCCAGAGCAUGCUGGCGUCCCCGGCUCUCUUCAACCGCUGCACCGUGCUCUGGCUGCCGCCCUGGGGGGACACGGGGCUCGCUCCGCUUGCUCAGAGUCGCCUCGCCGGUGUUUCGCUGGUUCACCCUGUCUCGGCCGCAGCUGCUGCAGCAGCAGGAGGAGCAGGAGGAGGAGUAGGAGGAGGAGCAGGAGGGGCAGGAGGAAGAGGAGACUCCAAGCAGAUUGAUAUGCCGGCUGAUUCUGCGGGUGGUGCUGCUGGUGGGGCUGGGGAAGCGAAGGAGAGGCAGCUGCUGGCGGAGGUUCUGGUGGCAAUUCAUGGCUGCGCUGUUAGUGCUGUUAGCGAGUCGCUCAAUAACAGAGCUUUUGGGAAGGCUGGGCUGGGAGGGGAGCAGCAGCAGGAGGGGAGCUUGCAGCAUUCCUUCUCCCCAGACUCUCUCAUCUCCCUCCGCUCCUUCUCAGACCUCCUCACCCACUUCCACUCCUCCGUCUCCCACUCGCACCGCCGCGCACACCGCACCUUCCAGCACCUCUCCCUGGGCCUCACGAAAGUCACAGCCGCAGAGCACCGUGUAGUACUCCUCCGAAAACACUUAGAACUCAAAUCGAAAGAGCUCCAAGUGAAAGAGGCUGCUGCGAACGGGAAGUUACAGCAGAUUGCGGCUGAGCAAGCGCUAGGGGAGAGGCAAAGGAAGGAAGCUCAGGGGCUGAUUGCGAGGUUGGACGAGCAGGCGAGGAGUGUGGAGAGGCACCGGAGGGAGGCGCAGGAGAAUCUGGAAAGGGUGGAGCCGGCGGUUGAUGCGGCGAAAACGGCGGUGAAGUCGAUCAGGAAAUCCCAGCUGGACGAUUUGAAGGCCAUGCCGAAUCCACCGAGCGCGAUUAAGCUGACUCUUGAGGGAGUGUGUCUGCUCCUGACGGGUUUAAAGCCCACCACGUGGCAGGGCAUUCUCUCUGUGGUGCGCCGUAACGACUUCAUCCCCAAUAUACUGGGAUGCGAUAUGGAGGCCAUAGACCCUGUGCUGGUGCUGCGGGUGAAGCGGGAAUACCUGGACGCGAGGGUGAUUUCCUUUGAUGCUGUGAACAGAGCGAGCAAGGCAUGUGGGCCGUUGUUCUCAUGGCUGGAAGCAGCGGUGCAGUAUGGGGAGAUCAUUCGCGCCGUGCAGCCCAUGAGGGAAGAGAUGGAGCAGCUGGAGGGGGAGGCGGGCAGCAUGGCGGAGGAGAUUCAGCACGUGCAGGAGUCCAUUGGCAAUCUGGAGGAGCGCAUGGAAGCAUGUCGGGACGAACACUCCCUCCUCCUCUCCGCCUGUGAAGCCAUGCGAGCCGACAUCCACCAAUCAAAGCUCGCCAUGCAGCGAGCCGCCAGCCUGGUAAAAGACCUGACGUACGAGCGUGACCGUUGGAUGAAGCAGCGCGAGAUGCUCAAGAGCCGGGCGGCGGCGUGCAUAGGCGACGCUUUGCUAAGAGCCGCUAGUUUGGCGUACCUGGGACCGCUGGAGCUCGCGGAAAGGCAGCGGCUUUUAGCUAAGUGGCAGGAGGUGGUGGGUUCCCGCGGGUUGAAGUUCUCGCAAGGGGGUGUGCUGAGGGGUGAGGUGGGGUUGGAUGGGGUUGGGGAGAGGGGAGCGGAGGGGGGUGAGGAGGGGUGGGGAGGGGUGGAGGAGGAUGAAGAGGUGGAGGAGGAGCGGGCGAAAUGGGAGGCGAUGGGGUUACCACAGGACGAGUAUGCGUUACAGAACGCAGAAUCGGUGCUUAAGUGCCGGAGGGUGCCUCUCCUUGUGGACCCUUCUGGAAGAAUGGUUGAGUUCCUUCGGAAGGUUCUCUCCUGCUCCGCCCCUGCUGCUACAGCUGAGACUGCUACAGACGGAAGCACCGAAUCCGCUACAGCCGAGUCUGUUAUAUCUGAUUCUGGUGCUACAGCCGAAAAUGUUCCUGGUUUGAGUGACAGCAAGGGUUCAGGAGAAGGGAAGCAGGAAGGGGGGGUGGUGUGUGUGAGUGCACAGGAGGAAGAGAGUGUGUUGGCUCGUGCAGCAGAAAAGGCUCACCUGCUGAGCCGCGUGAUUGGCCGGGAGCGCGCUGACGUGGCGCAGCAGCGGGACCGGGCGGCGGCUCUGCAGGAGAGAUGCCGAAGGAGAUUGCGCCAGCUGGAAGGGAGAUUGCUUGAGGUGCUGACGUCACCAGAAGAGGACGGGAAGGAAGCGGGAGGUGUGGUAACAGGGAGCGUGGCUGCUGGGAGCGUGACUCCUGCUCGUGCGGCUGGGAGUGGUGGUGGUGGUAGUAGUGUCAACAGCACCCCUCCUCCUACUUUCAGCAUGUUUAGCGGGUUAAAACGACCGGCAGGCAUGGCAGCAACACCAACAGCAACAGCAGCACACACAGCAGCAGCAGCAGCAGCAGCAGUGGCAGCACAAACGCCUGUGGGAGUCUCUCUGUCUUUCCGAGCCCUCGAAUCCCCAAUCCCCACGCCAGCCCCUCUCCCUCCCGUAAUGGACGACUCAACAGUCUCAAAAACCCUCGCUCAGAUUAAAAAAGACGCAGCAGCAGUCAAGGCGAAGGCCAGAGAGGUGCGGCUGGUAAUGAGACAAGUCGACGCCGUCCGGACGCUGUACGCCCCGCUGGCGGACGUCGGCGCGGCGGCGUUUUUCGUCCUUUCUGGAGCGGCUGCCGCCCUGCAGCAGCCGCUGUACAGAUUCUCGCUGGAUUUCUUUCUGCGGGCGUUUGACGAUGCGAUUUUGGCUGCUAGUGGUGAAUCAGGUGGGAAAUCAGCAGCAGAAGUAACAGCAACAGCAACAGUAGCAGCAACAGCAGAAGCACAGUCAGAAGGUGCUGUAGCUGUGAAGCCGAGAGUGAGGCAGCUGGUGGCAGUAGUAUUGAGUGAGCUUAUAACGAGGACAGCAGAGGCAACAGAGUACCGGCACCACCUGCCUGUGGCCCUCGCCCUAUCCCGCUGCGCCAGGCUGGCAGAUGACGUGGACUGGGUUGGCUUGGCUACAACUGUCGCUGCAAAGUUUGCUACAGGGUCUGCUGGUGCUAUAGGCACUGCUACAGCCCCUGCUACAGCUGAGAGUACAGGCAGAGCAGCAGGUGAUAUUUCAGCCACAGUGAAAGAGGAGCUGCAGCAUACGACUGCUGGGGCAGCUUAUAGCGAGUAUGAGGUCAGGGGGUGUGCUGCAGUGGAGGCAGUGGUGGGGUUUGUCGAGUCAAUGGCAGUCAACGCUGGUCAAACGGACAUUGCUGGGCGGCGACUGGUGGAGGCUGUAAUCAACGAUGCAGUGGCAGAAGCACAGAGGGCGGUGGAGAGAGGGGCGAGGGAAGGGCGGUGGGUGGUGCUGUGCAAUGCCCACCUGGCCCUAUCGGUGCCCAGGCACGCUGCGUGGCUUCAGCUGCUGCUCAACUCGUUACAGUCACGCGCUCUGUCGGUGCCAGUGCAUCGGGACUUCCGGCUGGUGCUGACGGUGGAAGCAGCGGGGGCGGCUGUGAGGCUGAUGCCGCCCAAGCUGGUGGAGGCGUGUGAUGUGUUGGUGAUGGAGGCACCGGCUGGAGUCAAAGGCAGCAUGCAGAGAUCUCUGGAUUCCAUUCUCUCACUCUCGGCCAGAAGCAACAGCCUAUGGAAAGAGCAGCAGAGAGGGAGAAACGUGGCAGAGGAAAUCGAGAGGGGAAGCGAGCGGAGCGGGGUUGCUGUGGAGAAGAGGCUACAGGGGAAGCAGCAGCAGGUGCUGCAAGUGCGAGGGGGUGAUGUGGAAGAGGAGAGGAGGAGGCGGCAGAUGCUACGGGUGCGGGUGGGCAUGGCAUGGGUGCAUGCAGUGCUGCAGGAGCGAGUGCACUAUGUGCCUCGGGGUUGGCUGUGCCCUUACACCUUCAUGGACCAUGAUCUCACCUGGGCGCUCUCUCUCCUGCAAGCCUGGCAGGCAGACAGCCCCUGCAGCCUGACACCCCUCAAAUGCCUGCCAGCAGUGAGAACACUCCUCCUCGACAUAGCCUACGGGCUCAAGAUGGAGUCCCCUGCAGACCAUGCCACUCUCUCCCGCAUCGUCUCGCACGUGUUUGGAGAUCCCAAGGCGUUUUUCGCGCCACAAUUCGCCCUCUCGCUCGCUCCAGCCACUCCUGCUGCUACUGGUGCUACUGGUGUUGCUGCUGAUGCUGGUGAUGCGGUUACCAGCGUGUCGGCGUUACUGAAUUUACCAGAUGAGGACACGGAGGAGGCGUAUACCAGCUGGGUCCAAUCACUGCCCGCCACGUGUCCACCUGAGUGGCUGGGGCUGAAGGCUGGGGAGGAUAGCGUAAGGCCUGCCGAACCUACAGAUCCGGCAGGCUCUGCUACAGCUCUUACAGCUUCUGCCGAGCAUGCAUCGGAGCAAGGAGAGAAAGGGGAAGAAGACAAGAAGAAUAUAGAUGUAACAGCUGCUUCUGGUGUGAGUGCAGCAGAGGGAAGCGAGAAAGGGGAGGAAGAGGACAGGGGAUUAGAUGCAACAGCUGUUUCGGGAGGGAGCGCAGACGAGGAGGGUGCAAGGUCGGUCGGUGGGGCUGCAGAGAAUGAGAAGGUGACUGGUGGGGAAGCAAAGGAUGUGAAGACGGCUGGUGGGGAGGCAAAGAACGAAGAGGAAGAGGAGGCGGAAGAGGAGAAGGAGAUGGGGAAGGAUGGGACGAGAGGGGUGGAGAUGGAUGGGGGAAAUCAGACUGCGAAGGGAGGGAAGGAGGAGGGAAGAGAGGAGGGCGUGAGUGGUGAGGAGCAGAGGGGGGAAGGCGUGAGUGGGCAGCAGCAGAGGGGUGAGCGCGUGAGUGGGCAGCAGCAGAGGGGUGAGGGCGUGGAGCAGAAGGAAAGGGAGGAGGAGGGUGAGUUGAAGGGAGGGGAAAUGAAGGGAGAGGAGGUGAAGGGAGAAGAAGCGGAGGAGGAUGAAGAAGUGAAGGUUGGGCCAGCGGAUUUGGGGAUGGAAAAAGUGGACGAGGCGUUGGCAGCAGCAGAAGAGGCAAUCAUGCCGAAAGUUAAAGGCUCUGAUGCUGCUGCUGCUGCUGCUGGUGGUGCUGGCGCUGGUGGUACUAGUAUUGUGGCGAAUGUUACAAGUAAGGUGGGAGAGAAGAGAGGAGGAGAGGAGGAAUUGGUGGAUGCAAAUGUUACAAGCAGGGUGGGAGGUGAUAAGGGAGUUGAGAAGGAAGCGGAAGUGGUGGGGAAGAGAGGGGCUGAGGGGGGGACUAAAGAGGAGGCAGGAUUGGCUGGGGAAGAGGAGGAGGUGGAGGAGGAGGAGAAGAAGGAGGAGGAGGAAGCGGCAGAGGAAACGGAAGAAGGAAAAGCCGAGGAUGCAGCUGCAGCAGAGGAGGUUGAAGAGUUGGCGGCAGAGACAAAGGGAGAUGCAGAAACGGAUACAUCUAUGGUAGAUGCGCCUGCUGCAAAAGCCAGUGGGGGAAAGGGUACAGUGACGGGUAGCUGGAGGGUCAGCAAAGCAGGUAGCAAGGCAGGUAACGAAAACUCAACAGCAGAAGCUGCCGCAGCAGCAGGGGAAACAGAUGUUACUGUGGUUGAUUUAGCUGCUGCAAACGCCACUGAUGGAGAGGGUGUGUCCGGAAAGGAAAUGCUUACAGGAGCAGAGCUUACAGGGAAUAGUAUGUUGAGAGGAGAAGAGGAGACUCGUGAAUCAACUCAAAGGUCGAAGGUGUCUGCUGGAAAAGGCACGUUUGGGAAGGGUAAUUUUACUGGAGCAGAUCUUACAGGGGAUAGUGUGAUGAGAGACGGAGAAACGGGAGAGGAAGAAGAGGAGAGGGAGGGGAAGGAGGGUUUGGGGGAGGAGAUUGUUGCCACUGAACGGCAGGGGAAGAAGGGAGGUGGCACGAAGGGUGUGAGAGUGGGAGAGGGAGAAAUGGGAGAGGAACAGGAGCGGGAGGAGGAGAGGGAGGAGCAGGGGGAGGAGGGUUUGGGCGACAAUAUUGCUGUUACUGAGCGGCAGGGGAAGAAGGGAGGUGGCUCAAAGGGGGUGCGAGUGGGAGAGGGAGGGGAAGGAGGAGGAAUGGAUGGGAUAAGGGGAGAGGAGGAGGUGGAAAGGGAAGAAGAGGAGGGAGAGGAGGAGGCGGAGAUGAGAGUAGAGGAGGGAGGAGAGGAAGGGCUCUUGCACAGCAGGUCUCCAGGUAAAAGUGGGAAGGGCUUUGGAGGAGACAGUGGGGUUGAGGGUGGCGCUGAGACUGGAGCUGAGACGGGGGCAUUGGGUGCAGAAGCAGCAGCAGAGGAGGGAGGAGAGGAAGGGCUUUUGCACAGCAGGUCUCCGGGUAAAACCGGGAAGGGCGGUGCAGCUAAGGGUGGGGUUGAUGGCGGGGUUGAGGGUGGGGUUGAGAGUGGGGCUGAGAAGGGGGCAUUGGAUGCAGAAGCAGCAGCAGAGGAAGGAGACUCGGUGGCAGAUGGACGAGUAGAUGGAAAGCCAACACCAGCAGCAGAAGCAGCUGCUGCUUCCAAGAAGGAUGCUGAGGGAAAGAGAGGAAAAGGAGGUGGUGCUGGUGGUUUUAGGAAGAGAACAGGUGGAGAGGAGGAGUUACCUGCUGCAGAAGAAGAGGGGGAGAGUGAGGAUCGGGGUGAGGAGGCUGAGGAGAAAAGGGGAAAAGGAUUCGGUGGUAGUGAUGCGAGGAAAGGAACAGGUGGAGAGGAGGAGAGGGGACAAGGUCUAGGUGGUAGUGAUACCAGGAAAGGAACAGAUGGAGAGGAAGAGUAUGGUGCAGAAGAAGGGGCGAGAGAGGGGGAGAGAGAGGAUGGGAGUGUGGGGGGGAGGGAGGAGGAAGGUGAAUGGGCAAUGCCUGGAGACGACUUCGCUGCUGAAGAAGCACCUGAAGAUUCACCUGAAAAUUCACCUGAAGAUGCACUUGAGGGUUCGGCUGAGGAAGACGAGUAUCCUGCAGAAGGGGCGAACAAGGGGCGGGUUUCAGGUGGUAAGAAUGCAGACGCAGUGACAGGUGAAAGAGGAGCAGGAGGGUCUCAGGCGUCUGAGAGUAAAGGAAAAGACAGUUUGCCCAGUGGAAAAGGAGCAGGGGCAGGGAGGCUUGGUGGUGCUGGUGGUGCUGGUGGUGCUGGUGGUGGUGGGGAUGGUGGUAGGGGGUCACCUUAUGGGGGAGAGGAGGAUGAGUAUGGAACGCUUCAGGAUUUCGGUCCUUCCAAUCCAAAAGCAGCAGCAGGAGCAGGGGCAGGAAAGUUUGGUGGUGGUGGUGGUAGGGGUGGUGGGGGUGGUGGUGGUGGUAAUGGCAGGGAGUCUCCCUAUGGAGGAGAGGAGGAUGACCUGUUCUGGCUCCUCUAG